Molecule: messenger RNA, 4353 nt
Organism: Chanos chanos (milkfish)
Lineage: Eukaryota; Metazoa; Chordata; Actinopteri; Gonorynchiformes; Chanidae
Gene: fancd2
Product: FA complementation group D2
Exons: 43
Biological process (GO): double-strand break repair involved in meiotic recombination; homologous chromosome pairing at meiosis; interstrand cross-link repair
Cellular component (GO): condensed chromosome; nucleus
Molecular function (GO): DNA polymerase binding
Source: RefSeq, a predicted model, not a curated record
AUGAUGCGCAAGAAGAGGAGGUCAUCUCUAAAUGAAGGUGCCACGGCGCUUGACAUGCCAAAGGCAAAGAAGGGCAAAGCCGCUGGACGUUCGUCCAAAUCUGCAGUUCAGAAGGAUGUCUCUGAUAAUGUGUUUGUCCAGUUUCUACGAGAGUCGGGCGUCACUCUGAAACAGGGCAAUGCACCCAACGAAAUAGUUGUAGAUCAAGUGGUGUUCCAGAAGCGACUACAGCAAUGUUUAAAGCGGAGUCCCAGAUACCCAAACAUUAUCCAGGAGUUUAUAGCUGGACUGGAAUCUCACAUUGAGGAUGCUGAGAGGUUAAGAAACUGCCUUCUGCCGUGUGUACCACGCUCGGGAGAGGACAAUGACGGGUAACUCUCCAGCUCGUAUCAGGAGAGUCUGUUUCGUCUGUUGCUGGGUAUGGAAAUGCUCCAGACUCAGGUCAUAAACACACUGUUUGAGAAGCUUCCCGAGUUCAUGUUUGAAGGAGCUGGAGAGGAUGGUUUGAACGUUCCACGCGUGAUCAUCAACCAGCUGAAGUGGCUGCACCGAGUAGUGGACACAAAGGAUUUGGCCAGUAAACUGAUGCAGCUGGUUUCCGUGGCGCCGCUGGAGGUGCAGCGUGAUGUCAUUACCAGUUUGCCGGAGAUACUGGAGGACUCUCAGCACGCCGACGUCGCCAAGGAUUUGAAUGCCCUGCUACAGGAGAACACCCAGCUGACUGUACCUAUACUGGAUGCUCUGUCCAGUCUCAACCUCAGCUCUGCCUUACUGGCUGAGGUGCGUGUGGCAGUGAUGGCCACUCUCUCUGCAGUGCAGUUGGAGGAUCUCCCCGUGCUGGUGAAGUUCAUCCUUCACUCGAUCUCCGCCUCCGAAGCAAAUGAGGUCGUGUCUGAUCUGCGUAAGAAGCUGGAGCUGGAACAGUGUGUUCUACCUGCGGUUCUCCAGGCGUCUCAGAACCAUGAGAAGAAUAAAAAAAACACUGGAUCCUCCAGUGUCCCAUCAUGCAACAGCAGUCAGGACAGCGUUGCUCUAACUCUAGAGGUCAUGAAAUCGGCCGUUCGCUUCCAGAAAAGUAUCUCAGAGGCCUGGCUCAAGACCAUCGAGAGUAUUGACGAGGCCAAAGAUCAUAAGGUGAUUGAUCUGUUGAUGCUGCUCAUCUUACACUCCACCAAUGCCAACAACAGCCGGCGCGGGGUGGAGAGGAUACUGAAGGUCAAAGUGCGUCAGGGUCUGAUUCAGGAGACACUACUACAGAAGACCUUUAGGGGUCACGCCCAGGUGAUGAGGGGCUGUUUCUCCUCCAUCCUGGCCCUGGCCCAGGGUUUGCUGCGGUCUCCAGACUGCUGUGUCGUCCCGUUCGGGGGUCACAUGUAUAAACUGGCCUUCACCUUCUUCGACCCUUACUGCCAGCAGGAGGUGGUGGGCUCCCUGGUAACCCACGUGUGUAGCGGCGCUGGAGGAGAGGUGGACGCUGCCUUGGAGCUGCUCUGUCAGUUGGUGUCGGACACGCCUUCAGAGAUGGCCCGGUACGGCGUCUUCAUCAAGGGCAUUCUGGACUACAUGGAGAACCUGAGUCCUCAGCAGAUCCGUAAACUUUUUCUCCUGCUCAGUUCUGUGGCUUUUGGACCGGACCAGCAUGGAAGACACAUACAGGAUGACAUGCACAUUGUGAUCCGUAAGCAGCUGUCCAGUACUGUGCCCAAGUAUAAGCGUAUCGGCAUCAUAGGCGCCGUUAUGGUUGUGGGCAGCAUGGGAGCUCUGAGAGACACUGCUGAUAAGUCCAAAGCUGGAACCCUGACUGAAGACACUCACAGACAGGUGAAUGCCUUGCUGGAGCUGUUGCGCUCAUGCAGUCAGAGUAACCCUGAGGCUUGUGCUCUCUACUAUGAUGAACUGGCCAACAUGGUGCAGAUGUGUAAACUGGAUCCCGCUGUUCAGGACAGGAUAGGUAAGACUGUGUUGGAGGACUUCCAGGAUGACUUUGUGGUCGAUCUAGGUCCAGAAAUACAGGGGUCCUAUCCCUUCCCGCCGUCUGUAUUGUAUGACCUGGAUGAAGGAGGCAUAGCUGUGAACCUGCUGCCUCUGCUGGCCCAGGAUCUUCAGCACAGAGCAGACACCCACAGCCACACAGGAGACAAGAGCAGCAGACUGGUGUCUCCUCUGUGUCUGUCUCCGUUUUUCCGCCUCCUGAGAUUGUGUGAGGAAGAACAAAACCAGGGAGACCUGGAUGAGAUUGAUGCUCUCCUGGGCUGUCCUCUGAUUCUGACUGACAUGGAGGUGGUGGAGAAAGUGGAGAGUUUGUCCAAAGUUGAGAAAGAGUUUCUCUGCUCUCUGCUCUUCUAUACCAUUAACUGGUUCAGAGAGGUGGUGAAUGGGUUUUGCAGACAGAAAGACCCUGAGAUGAAAAUGAAAGUUGUGACUCGUCUUCAGAAUAUCACCUACCUCCAGACUCUACUGGAGCGCUGCCUCGCAGUCACUCCCGGCUAUGUCCCUCCACUGGCCAACUUUGACUGUGAGAGCGCUGAAGGACUGGCCCCGCCCUCAUCUGCUGCCGCCCCCAGAAAACCUAAAAAAGACUCUUCAGGGGGGAAGAGGAAGGCCAGCGUGAGGAAGAACUCCACUGCAGACAGCUCCCUGUUGGAGGAGGGCACAGAGGCUGACGAGUCACUGCAGGAUCAUCCGGAGAAAGAGACGGAGAAGGAGAAAGAGAAAGGGGCGAGGCCUGGCGUUAGUCUGUCGUCCUAUAGGCCGUUUUUCAGAGAGCUGGAUCUGGAGGUCCUGGGUGUUCUGCAGUGCGGCCUGCUCUCGCGAUCGCUGCUCGACAGUGAGCUACACAGCAAGCUGAGGGAGGAGGUUCAGCUGGGCCCAUCUGAACUGGUUUUCCUGCUGGAGGAUAUGUACCGCAAACUGGACUUCAGUCUGACAGCUUCCCCUGCCAAGAGAGACCCAUUCUUCAAAGCAAAGAGUGACAGAACAGUGGGGUUCUCUCACCUGCAGCAGAAGAGCCCCCAGUACAUUACUACCUGCUGGGUCCAGCUCCUGCCCACGAUCUGUACUCACCUAGAGAACUGCCAUAAUCACUUUCAGAGCCUGUUGUCAAAUCAGCAGGGUGUGGUGGAUGGUCCAGGGGUGGAUGUGAAGGAGCACGAUCUCCUGUCUUCUGCCUAUCAUCUCCUAUUGCAGGUGUUACACACAGCCUUUAGCUGGGCUGGUUUUGGACACGUGGAGAACCGGGCCUUGUUGAAGAAAGCCCUGGGCGUGCUGGCAGAGCGACUGAAGGAAGGAGAGGCCGAACUGACCCUAGAUCAGCUCAUCAAACACAGUUUUGAGUACCUCCUCAACUUCCGCAGUACCUUGCCCAGGAUUAGUUCAGCUCUCUGCCUCACCCAGUUGCUCAUUGUUCUGGCCCAGUUAGCGGGAGCAAACCAGUCCUUCUACAGAGAACAGACUGCAUCCCUCGCCAGAGGUUUCCUGUGUCAAGAGUGGGUGACGGCAAGCGGAGAGAGAGAACGAGGAAACAAGUACAACGACGUCUUACAAACUCUUCUCUGUGUGUAUCUGCAGCACACUGAUGAUGUGCUGAAAGCAAUAGAAGAAAUAGCGGGGGAGGGCAUCACUGAACUUAUGAACUCUUCUAAAGAUGCCUGCUCACGUACCUGGCCCACCUUAAACAGACACACUUUCCUGGUCUUCUAUAAGGCCAUGAUGGCAGAGCUGGACAAAGCAAUACGCAAGAUCCCUGCAGGCAGACAAGCGGACAGCACAGAGGUUCAGAGUGAGAAGCUGUUGACAUGGAACCUUGCGGUCAGAGAUUUUCACAUUCUCAUUAAUCUGGUCAAGGUGUUUGACAGCAGACCUGUUCUCAAUGUUUGUCUUAAGUACGGCCGUCUCAUCGUCGAGUCAUUUCUCAAACUGGCCAUGCCUCUACUGGACUUCAGCUUUAAAAAACACAAGGAUGACGUGCAGAGUUUGCUCAAGACCUUCCAGCUCAGCACCAGACAACUCCACCACAUGUGUGGUCAUUCAAAGAUCCGGCAGGAUAUGGGUCUGACCAAUCACGUUCCGGCAUUGAAGAAGAGCCUGGAGUUGUUUGUGUUUAGGGUGAAGGCCAUGCUAACGCUGAAUCACUGUCAGGAGGCAUUUUGGCUGGGGAACCUGAAGAACAGAGACCUCAGGGGUGAAGAAAUUCUUUCCCAGAGAUCACAGGAGAGUGAGGAAGAGGAGGAGGAGGAGGAGGAAGAGUCUCAGUUAGAGCAGGAGCAGUCAGAGGAGGACGAGGGCAGGCAAAACGGACAGAAUGAUGAUGGAGAUGAAGAUGAGGAUGAGGAGGAGACAGAUGACUCUGACUAA